AUGGCAGCUCGGAAAGCCAAGAAGGCUGCUGCUGCCAGCAGCAGCAGCAGCAGCAGCAGCAGCAGCAGCAGCAGCAAAGUAAACCCUUUUGAUGUUAUGAGCAACAAGAAACCCAAAAGGACUAUUUGGGGCCUUAAAGUCUCUGCUCCAGCGCACUUCAUUGGCAGCAGCAGCAGCAGCAACAUUCGUGACGAGCGUCUGUACAGCGGCAGCAGCAGCAGCUCUGCAGCAGCAGCAGCAGCAGCAGCAGCAGCAGCAGCAACAUCAAAGCGCAUGCAAGGCAGCCGCCGCGCUGCAGCAAUUGCAGCAGCAGAUGCGGAGGAACUGAUGUACUCUCGUUUGCUGCUGCUGCGGCAGCAGCAGCAGCGGCUGCUGCGGAAGCAGCAGCAGCAGCAGCAGCAAAGAAAGAGAAAAAAGAGAUCUUUUGUUUUGGGGGAAAGCGACGGCAGCGACGAGGAAGCAGCAGCAGCAGCAGCAGCAGCAGCAGCAGCAGCAAAUCUGCACUUGUCUUCCCAGGCCUUUCCAGAUCCAGAUGCACCCGAAGCAGCAGCAGCAGCAGCAGCAGCAGCAGCAGCAGCAGCAGCAGCAGCAGCAGAAGGGGAUUUGCUGAUGCAUAAAGGGAAGCCAAUUGCUGCUAUGGGCGAUGAUGAGCUGAGGGCUUCUGCUGCUGCUCUUGUGGCUCAGAAGGCAGCAGCAGAAGAAGCAGGACUUGACCAGCAAAGGUUUGAGUGCAGUGUUGGAGGGUGA
This is a messenger RNA of Eimeria necatrix, 747 nucleotides long. RefSeq lists its product as hypothetical. The coding region runs from base 1 to 747 and encodes 248 amino acids. The transcript has 3 exons. The record is from RefSeq and is a predicted model, not a curated record. NCBI's taxonomy places the organism in Eukaryota, Apicomplexa, Conoidasida, Eucoccidiorida, Eimeriidae.